Molecule: messenger RNA, 645 nt
Organism: Fonsecaea erecta
Lineage: Eukaryota; Fungi; Ascomycota; Eurotiomycetes; Chaetothyriales; Herpotrichiellaceae
Exons: 2
Coding region: 1-645 (214 amino acids)
Source: RefSeq, a predicted model, not a curated record
AUGAGGGACCCAAAUUCUCUCGGUUCACAGCCAACUGCUGAUCGUGUCGUACCAAUUGUCGUCGGCGCCGCCGAGAACCUUUCGAAUGUGCUUGCGAGUGAUCAGGGCGAUACCACCACACAGCUCCCAGGUCACCCCGUCAGUCCAUUCGGCCAAACGGAAAUCAUGCUCAGCUCAGUGACCAACAAGCUCGACUCAAUGACCAACAAGCUCGACUCAACGAUUAAUAAGCUCGACUCAAUGACCAACAAGCUCGACUCGGUGAACAACAAGCUCGAUUCCAUGUGCAACAAGCUCGACUCCAUGUGCAACAAGCUCGACUCGACGGACAAGUUUAACUCACUGGACAACAAACUCGACGCUCUUACUGCUCGAACCAUGGCAAAUGCACAUAACAGUAUGGCGCGACUCCAGAACGGGCAUAGCCACUGGCACGAGGAACCCCUUGUACCACUCGUGAAUCCUGCCACCAAUGCCGCCAUUCCAGGGUUUCCUCCGUCAUACUCAGACGUUACAGACAACAUGGAUGAUCAGGGGCUUGAUGCUGUCUUACGGGAGUUGGAGUUGUCGACUGAGGGAAACGCGCUAGAGAAGAAGAGACGCAUCAGGCAAUUCAUCGGUAUCAAACCGUUACGGGGAUAUUAA